This is a messenger RNA of Pseudomassariella vexata, 1692 nucleotides long. Its product is annotated as organic solute transporter Ostalpha-domain-containing protein. Gene Ontology annotation, molecular function: transporter activity. Bases 1 to 1692 code for a protein of 563 amino acids. Gene Ontology annotation, biological process: transport. The record is from RefSeq and is a predicted model, not a curated record. The transcript is spliced from 2 exons. NCBI's taxonomy places the organism in Eukaryota, Fungi, Ascomycota, Sordariomycetes, Amphisphaeriales, Pseudomassariaceae.
AUGAGCUGGAAUACAACUUGUAACUCCACGCUGGAGGAGCUGCGAAUCGGAUCCGAGGAGAAGAUCGCAGGAGACUUGACAUUCCACCAGCUGGCUCUGUUGAUUGGCGGCGUGUCCGCUGCCAUUGCAAUACUGCUCAGUUUUUAUCUUAUGUGGCGCCAUGCCAGCAACUACACCAAGCCGCGCGAACAGAAGCACAUAAUCAGGAUAUUGUUCAUGAUACCCGUUUAUGCCACAUCGGCCUUUCUCUGCAUCUGGUACUACUGGCACGCCGUCUACUUCCAGGUCAUGAGCGACUGCUAUGAGGCCUUCGCCAUCUCGUCCUUCUUCGCCCUCAUGUGCCACUACAUGGCCCCCGACCUGCACGAACAGAAGGAUUUCUUCCGUACCAUGAACCCCAUAAAGCCCUGGGUGUGGCCUGUGAACUGGUUCGCCAAGUGCUGCGGCGGCGAGCGCGGGCCCUGGCGCAUACCCAAAAGCGGCCUGACCUGGUUCAACAUCAUCUGGAUCGGCAUCUACCAUUAUUGUUUUAUCCGCGUCACCAUGACCAUCACGGCCGUCUUGACGCAGUACUUCGACCGGUACUGCGAGAGCUCCAACAGCCCCGUUUUUGCUCACAUAUGGGUGGUGGGCGUCGAGUCCGUAGCAGUAAGUAUCGCCAUGUACUGCGUCAUCCAGUUUUACGUGCAGCUCCGCGAGCCCCUGGCCGAGCACAGCCCCUUCCUCAAGGUUCUGGCCAUCAAACUUGUCAUCUUCCUCUCCUUCUGGCAAACGGUGGCCAUAUCCGUCGGCACGUCGACCCUCCACAUCAUUGAGGCCAAUUCCGUCAUGGCCUACCCUGAUAUCAAGGUGGGCUUACCCAGCCUGCUUCUCUGCGUGGAGAUGGCCCUCUUCGCCCUAUUACAUCAGUGGGCCUUCCCAUACCAGCCCUACAAGCCCGGCGCAAAACCCACAUUCUACCCUGUCGCCGAUGCCAGCCUCGGUGGUAGCCACCUUGAGAACGAGCACGAAACCCCGCGGGGUGUUUGGAAAGCCUUCGGCGAUGCGCUCAAUCUGUGGGACAUUGUCAAGGCAUUCGGCCGUGGCAUGCGCUGGCUUUUCGUAGGCGUUAAGAGCCGCCACCACGAUGCCAGCUACCAGCCCAAAGGCGGCCACAACUCGCUCGACACGAGCUAUCCCAUGAAGUCCUAUCCCAUGUCCGCCGGGCCCAAGAGUACCGAUCACCUGCCAAUUGCGACGGAAUUCCGCCGCAGCAAAUUCGGCAUGGGUUUGCCGCAAAAGAAGGACGACGAGCCCGUUGCUGGCGAUGAGAGCGCUGGUCUGAUUGAGAAUGCGCAAAGCUUCUCGGUGCCAACGAGUCCCCCGCGAAGCGAGGAGAGGGCUCCAAGCCCCUACCACAGACAGCCUAGUCCGUAUCACGAUCCGCACCGCGGCGAGUACUACGAAGGCCCCACAUCGUCAUCAUACGAGAACCACGCGCCGCCGCUAAGUCCUGCAUACCAGGCGUAUCAACCGUACUCAGAAGACGCCACCGACCGAGGGAGCUCGCCGUAUUUGCAGCAAGGCAGUUCGCAAAAAUGGAGCGAACCAUCGGGGAGUGCAAAGCAGGCGAACCACCGAACAUCAACGCAGCUGCGCGUAGGGAACGCACUGUGGGGUGAUCGGUCACCCCAGUACGACGGAAGGCAAUAA